Trypanosoma cruzi is the source of this 3603-nucleotide messenger RNA. RefSeq names its product structural maintenance of chromosome 3 protein, putative. Gene Ontology annotation, molecular function: ATP binding; cohesin loader activity; ATP hydrolysis activity. Lineage: Eukaryota; Euglenozoa; Kinetoplastea; Trypanosomatida; Trypanosomatidae. Gene Ontology annotation, cellular component: chromosome. Bases 1 to 3603 code for a protein of 1200 amino acids. The transcript has a single exon. The record is from RefSeq and is a predicted model, not a curated record. Gene Ontology annotation, biological process: mitotic sister chromatid cohesion.
AUGCACAUAAAAAACAUUUUGAUUUCGGGAUUUCGUUCCUACCGGGAUCAAUCGUUUCAAGUGGACCUUUCACCAAAGAAUAACGUUAUUGUGGGGAAGAAUGGCUCCGGCAAAUCAAACUUUUUUGCCGCCGUUCAGUUUGUUUUGAGUGAAAAGUACACUACUUUAACGGCUGCUGAAAGAAAGGAACUUUUUCAUGCGGGUUCUGGAAGACCGGCCUUGUCCAUUUUUGUUGAAAUUAUUUUUGAUAACUCAGAUGGCCGUCUUAUCAUCCCUGGUCGAGCUGAAGAGAAAGAAGUACGAAUACGACGUACUUUGGGAUUGAAACAGGACGAAUUUCGAGUAAAUGAUCGUCGGUUUACAGCAACAGAGGUAAGGCAACUGCUGGAAAGUGCAGGAUUUUCUUCAAGCAAUCCAUACUAUAUUGUGGAGCAGGGUAAGAUUGUCAACAUGGCCAAUAUGAGUGAUGAGGAAAGAUGCCAACUUAUCAAAGAUGUCGCUGGCACAAGAGUCUAUGAGUCUAGACGAAAAGAAAGUGAGGAAAUUUUGGAAGAAACCUCAGGCAAAUAUAGGAAAAUAGAGGAUUCUAUUGACCAGUUACAAAAAAGAUUGACAGAACUUGAGGCUGAAACCGCUGAAUUAAAGUCUCUUCAAGAAAUUGAGAGGGAGAGAAAAUGUGUCGAAUACUCCAUCUUUUUCUUGGAAUUGGCGAAUGCCAAAGAGUGCCUACAGAAGUUGGAUGAAGAACGAAGUAAAUACGUUUCUUCUUUAAAUGAACAACGAGAUGCUGAAAACAAUACGAAUAGUUCUAUUGAAAUAGAAGAGAAAAAUAUUCGUAAUUGCGCGCAACGCAUUGCUCAUUUGGAAGGUGAAAUGCAGACGCUGGAAAGAGAGGCAACGAAACUGAAUAGUAAGAAAGCCAUUGCCCAAUUGGAUGUUGUCGAUGCUAAGAACUCCAUAAGCCGUAAUGAAAGGGAAAGACUAGCUCUUCAAAAAGAAGUCGAGAAUUUGGAAAAAAAUGCAGAAAAAGUGAAAAAGGAUUUGGAGUUAAGCAGAAACAACCUGAAUCAACACCAGAGAACAACAGAUCACAAAAGUAAUGAAUUGGCCAGUUUGGAAAAGAAGCUGGAAGCUCUCCUUGCUAAAAGAGGGAGGAGGAAGCUUUUUAAGAAUAAAAAGGAACGUGACGUAUGGUUAGCUGGAGAAAUAGAGCGAAACAGAAAUACCAUAGAGACUCACAGAAAGGAGAUUACUCGCAUAAAGAAGAGCAUAGAGGAUAUUGAUAAUCGUAUCCACGAAGAAGAUAAGAAUCAGAAGGAAAAAGAGGCUGCGACAAAGAAGGUGGAAACAAAAUUGGCCGAUCAUGAAACUCGCAGGGGUAGAGCAAUAACUGUGCGAAAUACUCUAAAUAUGGAGCGAAGAAGUUUGUGGCAAAAGGUCAAUGAACAAGAAAUUAUUGUUCAAAGAUUACAGGACGAAUGGAGUCGUUCACGACAUCAACUUGAGCGUGCCGUUCGACAUGAUACUCGUCAGGGAAUACAAUCACUUAGGGAAGUGUUACACGAACUUGCCGAUGAAAAACUCACCAACGCUGUUCAUGGCCAAUUAAUUGAGCUAAUUGAUGUUGGAAAAGGAUACGAAACGGCCGUUGAGGUGACUGCGGGUAAUGCACUUUUUAAUGUUGUUAUUGAUUCCUUUGAUGUGGGCGCCCUUAUUCUCGAUCAAAUCAAUUUAAAGAAGAAACCAGGACGUAUUUCUUUUUUCCCACUGGAUACAUGCAAAAGUGAACCAAUCCGAUUUGAUGGAAAAGAAGGCUGUAGUUCUCUCAUGGAGCAUAUUUCUUGUAAUCCGAGAUUUAAGGGAGUCGUUGCUGAGGUAUUUGGAAAAACGGCGAUUGUAUCGUCAAUGGAGGAAGGUUCCAAGUUUGUGAAAGAAUAUAAUUGUGAUGCUGUGACAAUGGAAGGGGAUCAAAUCAGCCGCAAGGGCGGCAUCACAGGUGGAUACUUGGAAUCUCGCAAUUCGAGACUAUUAUCCUUCAAUAAUGAAAAGAAACUGUCUGAAAGACUGGCAAAUGAGAAGACUCUACUUGAAAAGCUUUGUCAAGAAGUGGCUGUUGUUGAACAGAAGAUAACCGACGCCAUGAACGAGAUUGAAUCAUUAAGAGGAGAGGCCUCCAGGGCAGAGAAUGACGCAGAUGCAGAUCUUCGAGAUGCUCGUCUUCAUGACGAGCGGAAAGUAAGAUUGGAGAAGCAUCGGGAACAAUUAUUGGAGACAAGAAAAUCUUUGGAAAAGGGUAUGGCUGAUGCAAACAGUUCUCUGGAACUUUUGCAACAGGAGGCAAAAGAAGAUUUUGUGUCAUCAUGGGGGGAAAAGGAAGAGAGUCAUCUAGAGUCUGUCAUUACGGAAGUGGAUAAAACUCGAGAGGAUCUCUCGGCGCUUCAGCUACAACGUGUUCAGAUAACCACCGAGGUUCAGUUAUUGGAAGAUACACUUCAAAAUAUAACGCGUCGGUUGAAUAUUGCGCGUGAUCGUAUUCGUGAACUUCUUUGGGUAAAUACAAACAAUCAGACUUUGACAAGGGAACAAGGAAAUGUGGAUGCGGAAAUUUCUUUAGUUUCUGCGCGAAUUGAGACUGUUCGACAAUCAAUUGCUGAAACGACAAACGAGAAGAUGGCAAGUGAAGAGAAGCUGGAAGUCUUGAAAAACAAACAAUUUGCUUCAGCCAGGGCUGUUCAGGAACGAAGAGACAAUGAUGAAAAAAAGCAGAUUCAGCGGACACUUCUUGUACAGCGCCGCGAUGAUGCCAUGGAAAAGAUACGGAAGUUGGGUAUUGUUCCCAAAGAUGCAAGUAAAUAUUCUGGACAGUCUCUCGGAAUGUUAAUGUAUCGUCUAAAAGAAAAUAAUGAGAAGCUUAAGAAGUAUUCACAUGUGAACCGGAAAGCAGUGGAUCAAUAUUCAUCUCUUAUGGAGACCAAAAAUGAAUUGGUUGGACAAAAGGAAAUUCUUCAAAAUGAAUUAAAAAGUAUUCACGACCUAAUGGAACAUCUUGACAAGAAAAAAGAUGAGGCGGUUGAGCGAACAUUUAAACAGAUGCAGUAUCAAUUUGAGGUGGUUUUUAAAGAAAUUGUAGCUACUGAGGAUUGCCAUGGGGAAUUACAACUUGUUCGAUCAGCAGCCAAGAAAAAUGCAGGAGAAGAUCCAUAUAUUGGUGCUAGAAUUUGCGUUUCUUUUGGACUUGGUAACGCCAUAACAGACCUUGGGCAGUUAAGUGGUGGACAAAAAUCACUUGUUGCCCUUGCAUUAAUCUUUGCCAUUCAGCGCUGUGAUCCGGCACCGUUUUAUCUAUUUGAUGAAAUUGAUGCUGCACUAGAUGCAGAAUACCGUUCUUCAGUCGCAAAACUUAUCUUGAAAGACUCUGAAAAUUGCCAAUUUAUCACUUCAACCUUCAAGACGGAAAUGCUUGAAGCCGCAGAUCGCGUUCUUGGCGUGUUCUUUCAUAACAAGACAAGUCGGAUUCAGGCCAUUUCUCUUGAGGAGGGAGUGAAACUAUUGAAGCAGGCAGCCUUUGAAGAAAGGAAAAGGACACGAGAGAUUGAGGAGUAA